UCAUACAAAAAGAAAAAAAAAAAAAAACCACACCUCGGUUCUCUCUAACACACUUUUCUCUUUUUCUCAGGCAUAUAAUCCCUUACUCUUCAAACUCUCCCCAAAACCUAGAAAACAAGAACUUUCUUCUACUACUAUUUUACUUCUCAUUUUUAAUUAAUUAGGGUUUUUCCUUUCCCUUUCUUUCUUUUUUCCCCUUUAUUUUACUGUAAUGCUUCAACAUCCCCAAUUUCCUCCAUGUACGGACAGUCCCAGCCCAUGAACAUCCCCGCCCAUAUCGCCAGCUCCGUCGAUAACGAUGUUUCAGCCUCCGGAUCCGCCGAUAACCUCCACAGCGUUAGUUACGAUGCUCAUACCCUUGACGACGGCGUCGGAGUAGAGGACGUUGUCACCGAUCCCAUCUACGUCACUACCGCCCCUGCUUCCGCCUCUGACUUGGCCAUCGUUCAACGUGCCGACGGCGCCAGCCAACUCACUCUCUCGUUUCGUGGCCAGGUCUAUGUAUUCGAUGCUAUUACUCCUGAUAAGUUUCAUGCGGUGUUAUUACUGUUGGGUGGAUGUGAACUGACUUCAGGUCCCCAUGGUAUUGAAAUGUCAUCUCAGAACCGAAGGGGUGUUGUGGACUUUCCGAGAGGAUCUAAUCAACCAAAUAGGGCAGCCUCGUUAGAUAGGUUUCGUCAGAAGAGAAAAGAGCGAUGCUUUGAUAAGAAAGUCAAAUAUAGUGUUCGCCAAGAAGUUGCUCUUAGGAUGCAGCGUAAUAAGGGUCAAUUUACAUCUUCCAAGAAGUCCAAUGAAGAUUUCAGUUGGGGUACUUCUCAGGAUGAUAAUAACCUACUGGAUACUUUAUGUACGCACUGUGGCACUAGCUCAAAGUCCACCCCAAUGAUGCGACGUGGUCCAUCUGGUCCAAGGUCACUAUGCAAUGCUUGUGGACUUUUUUGGGCAAACAAGGGUACUUUGAGGGAUAUUCCCAAGAAAACUCAGGAUCAUUCCCUAACUCCAGUUGAACAGGGAGAAAGUGAAGCAAAUGACUCGGAUUCUGGAACUGCUAUCCCUACACAAAGCAAUGUAGUUUCUUUCUCGAAUGGUGAUGGCUCGGCUAUAAUAACCGAGCACUAAUCAGUGUGUGCCAAUAUGGCCAUUGUAUCAGCUAGGUCUUCAUUAGCAAUUUCUUUCAAACUUAUCCUACAUGUACAGAUAUCAUAGUUGCCUUCAUCAGUAUACGAGGUUUUCUCCUCCUAUUCCUUGAGUUAGUACUUUUGCCUGAGAUUACCUCUUUCUUAAGAGAAACCUACUCCAACCUCCGGAUGUAUCACCUUAAGCUUCAACAAUCUACCUAUAGUAAUUUUACAGGCCAUAUGCUCCAAUAUCUUGUCCCAUCCCAAGAAAUGCUGCGGAUGGACUAUCUGAGGCUCUUUUAUAUUUCAAUCAAAUGCGUAUUAUUAGCUAAUGUAAA
Messenger RNA from Durio zibethinus, 1456 nucleotides. RefSeq names its product GATA transcription factor 25-like. NCBI's taxonomy places the organism in Eukaryota, Viridiplantae, Streptophyta, Magnoliopsida, Malvales, Malvaceae. Gene Ontology annotation, biological process: regulation of DNA-templated transcription. Gene Ontology annotation, molecular function: sequence-specific DNA binding; protein binding; zinc ion binding. The record is from RefSeq and is a predicted model, not a curated record.